AAUCGAUAUGGUAUCUCAUAAUCGGGGACUUUCCUCUAUAAAUAUAUGCAUAAUAAAAAAUAUUGUUACAAAGUUGUUCUAACUACAUUGACGGAAAAAGUUAAAAAUAUUGUUAUUAAGUUGCUAUACCAAAUUGACAGAAAGAGUUUUAAACCUCAAAACUCAACUGUAAUGCGAAACUUUUUGCUAGUUUAUUUCUUAUUAAUAAUUUUUAAAGAAAAGAUGACCUGUUUUUAUUAUAUAUCUUUACUCUUUAGUCAAAUUACUUUUACAAUACCCAAAAUAUGCUAUUUUUAUGAAAUUAUUAAGAUGAAAUAAAAGUAAUAUCUCGACUAGUAUAGUGGAUGAAAUGCACAGAGUUUUAUAUCUGAAGAGAGUCACUGACGGGCGAAAAACUUAUUUGCGAGAAUUUCUAUUCAUCAAUCAUAAAAGUGUAGUUCCGUAUACUUUCCAGUAAUGUCCUAAGAAUAUGAAAACGCAAGUUGAUAAGUGAGUAUACAUCUCAAAUUGAAUAAAAUAUGUAUCAAUAUAGAGGUAUAGUGCAUGUAAACGUACGUAUAUCAUCGGUUAUUGCGUUAGUAUAGUCAUUGUCUCGAUUCGAUGGCACGGUGGAAAGACGGUAAGCGAUGGAAAGACGAUAUCGCGUACGCGAUGACUCCUUUUAAAUUGAUAACGUGGCCUAUCGGUGUUUGGCCCUUGCAAGUUUAUGACGUCUAUUCGUUAAUACAAUGCGUUUGGGGUACCUUCUGCUCGAUACGCACUUUUCAAAGCUUACUGGUGAUUUUGCCUUGCAUUGAACUUUGUAUGGGCUGUACUGAUACAGAUCGAAACAUAGAUUGCCUCAUGUUAAUCUGUUGCGGAAUACUCGGCAUGCAGAAGACGAUAUGGUUUCGCAUUUAUGGAAAUAAUUUAGCUAAUAAUUAUAAUUCUGCUAUAAAGGAUUACGUGACGAUUGAGAACGCAAAACAGCGUUCCAUCAUGCGAAGACAUGCUUUUAUGGCAAGGUUACUUUGUUGCUUUUUGGUGUCUUUCUCUUAUUGCAGUUGUAUAAUAUAUGCGUUAAUUCCUCUUCUCGGAGAUAACAAAAAUAAUCAGAUCAACAAAACGAGCGAUGAUUCUGUUCUGGAGUAUCCAAUGCCAUCAAGAUGUGCCUUGGAAUUCUUUGAAGUUCCAACGAGCAUGUACAGAAUUUUUUGUCUUAUCGAAGCUAUUGCGUUAGUAAUGACGAGUACUUGUAAUCACGGUAAUGAUACUAUGUUUCUAAAUAUUACAUUGCAUAUUUGCGGUCAAGUGGAAAUCCUAAAAACUCAUUUUAUCAAUCUCAAUCUUUCAAAUCCUAAUUUCAAUGAUCACCUCAACACACUAAUACAGAGACAUCAUCAUCUGAUAAAGAUGGCCAAAAAGCUUGCCGAAACAAUUAGUUCGAUUUUGCUGACACAGUUAUUUAUUAGUAGUGUACUUAUAUGUAUAAUGGGAUUUCAAUUUAUUUUAGCACUAAAAGUUCAUAACGUGGUCAUGAUGGAAAAGAGUGUUAUAGUACAGAGUACCUUUUUGACACAAUUAUCGCUAUACAGUUUUAUUGGAGACUAUUUGAAAUCUCAAAUGGAAGAAGUAGGACCUUCUAUCUACCAAAGCUCUUGGUAUCGUUUUCCUGCCGAAAUGAUGAAAAACUUAGUUUUUAUUAUUAUGCGAACAGAAACACCCGUUAUGUUUCAAGCUGGUAAUUUCAUCGUAAUAAAUUUGUCAACUUAUAUGGGCAUUCUAAAAACGUCUGUCUCAUAUCUGUCUGUUCUCCGCGUAAUGGUAGAAAUAUGAAAUAUAAGAUGCAUAUAAUCAAAAGUCAGGACUUUAUGAACUAUAAAACUAUAUUUUGAAAUUGCACUUGUCAAGAUAAAAAGAUCUGUAACGAGUUUGAUAGAAAAUAUCAUUCCAAUAAAAUUGUUAGUUAUAAUCUCAACGUGCUGUUGUUUUUUUGUGCUGAAUUAAUUUUUUAUUGUAUGAUAUAAAUAUAUAGAUAUUGUUUAUAUAUAAUAUAACAUUUUCUUAUUACUUUUAAUAAAUUAUUUAAAAACCACUCAAUUACAUCAAAUAACGAAAGCAUCUAGCGGAUGAUGUCAAAUUUUAAACAAAAUGAACAUAGCUUCCAUAAGUUGACUACUUUAUUAUUAGUGCAAUAAAAUAUUUUACCCUUUUUUUCACAACACCCUGUAUAAGUAGAGAAGUAAAAUUGUAGGGAAAUGUUAGUUACUAUAAAUAUAAUAUUAUAUAUAAAAUAAAUUUUUGUAUUAAAACACAGAUAAUAAGAUUUAUUAUAUUAGAAUUAUUUAUCUAUAUAAUCCUCUGUUGGAUUUUUAGUUUAGAUGAUAUAAAAUAAAAAGAAAUCGCUAAAUCAACAUAUUUUUUAAUUUGAAUAAACUAAAUCCAUACUACUUAUUCGAUAUAGUAUCAAGAGUAUGCAGAAAUUAACAGUAAAACAAUUGACGCGUAUGUACUCUUCAACUUCUUCAAAUUCUAAGAGUAGCAGAUGCAAUAAAACAAGACAUUUAUUCGAUGGAUGACAAUUUGAAAACAGCAGGGCCAUGUAAGUUUCUACACAAUAAUUUGGAAGAAAACCAUAAUAUAGUCCACUUAUUGUUAGAUAAUGCACUAGAGAUAAUGCGUUGAAAGCAUAAAAACGAUAAGCUGAUCUGAUAAGCAGGUAUACAUCUCAAAAUAAGUAACAAAUUAUUCUAACCGUGCGUAGUAUCGGUAUAUGGAGCAUAUCAUCAGGUAUUGGCAUUCAAUUACAGUUAUAGCUUCGACCUGAUGGCGAUGGAAGGGCGAUGUAUCGCGUACUCGAUGAACCUCUUCAAAUUUUUAACAUGGUCACUCGAUAUCUAGCCAUUGCAAGUUUAUAACGUGUUUUCGCCGAUACGAUAUACAUAUCUAGAGCAUUUGUUGCAAGGUGCUCAUUUUUUAGUUUUAUUUUGACGAUCCGCGCUAUUACAAUUAAGAGCGUAUAUAUCUAAAUUGAUAUUAUUACAUAAUGACAUCAUGCUAUUUUAAAUAAAUCUUUGAUAUCGUAAUAUUAAUGGAUUAUCAAAUUUUUUAGCAAUAGUGUGUGCUUAAUGAUAUGUUUUAUAAUUCGCGUCGGAGAUUACUUAAAGUCUCAGAUGGAAAAAGUAGGAUUCAGCGAUAAUCAUUGUAAUUUUUAAAUGCGAAAGUAUUUCAAUUCAAAUUGUAUGCAGGUUCAGCUCGGUAAGCAGGGUUCCCUAUUGGUGCUACCAUUUUUCGGCCACAAGUCAUUUACACCAAUCACGCGGCAUCCCCUGAUGCCAGUCUCUUAUAGAGGGUCUCUAGUUCUAACACUGGAAAUUGCAUUCCUUUAGAAAAAAUAUCAAUUUUAUAUGUGACAUCAUCUAGUAAAAUUCAACAGUCGCAAGAUAUUAUAAAUUCUACUUGUAGAUUAUCACGAUUUAGUAAUGAAAUUGAAGAAAAUGACGAUUUUAAUGAAGAAUAUAUUAUCUCACCGUUAAUUAAUGAUCAUAAUUAUAUUUCCGAUAUUAGAGAAAUAAUAGAGUUUUCUAGUCACAUCAUUGAAUAUAUCGCUGGCUAUAUUGUUAGAAAAUUAAAAAAAACCUUACUGUGCGAAAAUUGUUUGUCUGUAUUAAUAGCACAAACGAAAAAAGAGAAUUUAAUAGAUACAAAAAGUCGAGGAUGGUAAAUACAACCUUCGGUAGAAAAGUCGGUAGGAGGCUGAAACACGCUCUUCUGGCAUACGACGCAGAAAUAUUCUUUCUUAGAAUAUCCUUUUCUUCUUUUUUCUUUGUUUAGUUUUUUUUUAUAAUAUCAAUUAUUCGGAAUUCCCACGACAAGGAAGAUAACUGUGGACAUCGACAACGCCUGGGGGAUAACUUCCCUGAGCCGCUUAACGACAACGCCUGGGAGACAAUGUCUCUGAGUCGCGCAGUGACACUCGCUCGUUCGUAUUCUACCGUGCUCUAAGGCAGUCGAGAACAGUCUGACAAAAUCUGAAAUACGACUCGAUCGUAUCGGCAGUUGAUAGCUUUCAAUCGUACUUUCAAACAGUAUCGCACAAUAAUAAAGAAAA
Ooceraea biroi (clonal raider ant) is the source of this 4090-nucleotide messenger RNA. Its product is annotated as odorant receptor 13a. The record is from RefSeq and is a predicted model, not a curated record. Gene Ontology annotation, molecular function: odorant binding; olfactory receptor activity. Lineage: Eukaryota; Metazoa; Arthropoda; Insecta; Hymenoptera; Formicidae. Gene Ontology annotation, cellular component: plasma membrane. Gene Ontology annotation, biological process: detection of chemical stimulus involved in sensory perception of smell; sensory perception of smell.